Endocarpon pusillum Z07020 is the source of this 1230-nucleotide messenger RNA. RefSeq lists its product as uncharacterized. Bases 1 to 1230 code for a protein of 409 amino acids. NCBI's taxonomy places the organism in Eukaryota, Fungi, Ascomycota, Eurotiomycetes, Verrucariales, Verrucariaceae. Gene Ontology annotation, molecular function: tRNA-specific adenosine-34 deaminase activity. The transcript is spliced from 2 exons. The record is from RefSeq and is a predicted model, not a curated record. Gene Ontology annotation, cellular component: nucleus; cytoplasm.
AUGGCCCCCACAGCUGAAGCAUAUGUUGUGGAGAUUCCGAUCAAGCUUGCGAGCAAAGCAUUGAAUAUUCUGAAACCAGUGCUCUCAACAGAUGGCCGACUUUCGAAUUCAUACCCGUUCUUGCGACGAUUCGUAACCACCCCACGUCUACCGCCAACGCUGGGCGAUGGUGUUCUUGAAUCGCCAGAUGAUCAUGCCACUAUUCACCUCCUCAUACCCCCUCCAUUGCCGCUGAACUCUGAUGACAUAACCACCGUUCUCCGGCCUAACAUCCAUUCCGAGUCGCUGCCGAUCAUCAGAACCACCCUUGUUCCUCUUGAUCCUCCUACAACAGUCGAACAAGCCGCCCUGUGGUCCGAGAGAUACUGGCCAUGCACCUUCAACCCUGCAUCUCAGACAAUCCAAAAAGCCCCACCGUUGCGUAUUCUACGAACGACACAAGCAGAGCUCGACAAACCGGCGAAUCUGAAGUCAUACUUCAGCCUUGCGGAACGUGCUGCUGCUGAAUGUGCAGACGGAGCACUAGGCAGGAGGGUUGCUGCCGUGAUCGUCGAUCCCGAAAAGCUAGAAGUCCUCGCUGUAGCAAGCGAUGCACGGUGGUACGGACAGCGCCACGAUCCCAGCACAGCGGAGAAUCAUCAUCACAACUUAGCCGAAGGCAGACCCGAGCACCACGCACUGAUGCGAGCAAUCGCAAUGGUGGCGGAGAAGGAAGCACAUCGAGGAAACGACAACGAGAACUCCAGAAAUACAGCAGCGGAAGAACACACCGUCAACCUUGGGGGUAGAGCCGUGACACUAAUCGAGAGACUCUAUGCCCAAGCACCGCACUUCCGCAACCACCCCCAUCAAAGCUUGCAACCAGUCGCACCGAACCCCCAAUCUGCCCCAAGACCAGACGUCUACCUCUGCAACGGUCUAGACGUCUACCUCACCCACGAACCAUGUGUCGCGUGCUCCAUGGCGAUGAUCCACUCUCGGUUCCGCGUCUGUGUCUUCCGACGGAGGAUGCCGAAGACGGGAGGGCUGUGGGCCGAAAAGGACGAUCUGGGUAGUGACGGAAAGGGGUUGGGAUAUGGGCUGUUUUGGAGGAGGGAGCUGAACUGGAGGGUGCUGACUUUUCAGUACUUGCCGCCACUACAGGGCGGUGGCGAGGAUGGAUGUGGGGAGGCGGCGGGAGUAGGGGAAAAUGGGGCCUAUGAUGGUGGAGCAGCGGUAUUUCAUGCGUGA